AUGCCGAUCCCCGAUCACAAGGCAGUUAGCCACUUCAUCGGCGGCAACCCUCUCGAAACCGCUCCUGCCAGCGCCGUCGCCGACUUUAUCCGCAAGCAGGGCGGUCACAGCGUCAUCACCAAGGUGCUCAUCUGCAACAACGGUAUCGCCGCCGUCAAGGAGAUCCGUUCCAUCCGAAAAUGGGCUUACGAGACCUUCGGCGAUGAGCGUGCCAUCGAGUUCACCGUCAUGGCCACCCCCGAGGAUCUCAAGGUCAACGCUGAUUACAUCCGCAUGGCUGACCAGUACGUCGAGGUACCUGGUGGCUCGAACAACAACAACUACGCCAACGUAGACCUCAUCGUCGAUGUCGCCGAGCGAGCCGGCGUCCACGCCGUCUGGGCCGGUUGGGGCCACGCCUCGGAAAACCCUCGUCUCCCCGAGUCGCUCGCCGCUUCCAAGCACAAGAUCAUCUUCAUCGGUCCUCCCGGCUCGGCCAUGCGUUCGCUCGGUGACAAGAUCUCGUCCACUAUUGUCGCCCAGCACGCCGACGUGCCGUGCAUGCCCUGGUCCGGUACCGGUAUCAGGGAGACCAUGAUGAGCGAGCAGGGUUUCCUCACCGUCUCAGACGACGUCUACCAGCAGGCCUGUAUCCACACCGCCGAAGAGGGUCUCGAGAAGGCCGAAAAGAUCGGCUUCCCCGUCAUGAUCAAAGCCUCCGAAGGUGGAGGAGGAAAAGGUAUCCGAAAGUGCACCAACGGCGAAGAGUUCAAGCAGCUCUACAACGCCGUCCUCGGUGAGGUGCCCGGCUCGCCCGUCUUUGUCAUGAAGCUCGCCGGCCAGGCGCGCCACCUCGAGGUCCAGCUGCUUGCCGAUCAGUACGGAAACGCCAUCUCCAUCUUCGGUCGUGACUGCUCCGUCCAGCGUCGUCACCAGAAGAUCAUUGAGGAGGCUCCCGUCACCAUCGCUCCCGAGGACGCUAGGGAGGCCAUGGAGAAGGCCGCCGUGCGUCUCGCCAAGCUCGUCGGUUACGUCUCUGCCGGUACCGUCGAGUGGCUCUACUCUCCCGAGUCGGGCGAAUUCUCGUUCCUCGAGCUCAACCCCCGUCUCCAGGUUGAGCACCCCACCACCGAGAUGGUCUCCGGUGUCAACAUUCCCGCCGCUCAGCUUCAGGUUGCCAUGGGUAUCCCCCUCUACUCAAUCCGCGACAUCCGAACCCUCUACGGCAUGGACCCUCGCGGCAGCGAAAUGAUUGACUUUGAUUUCUCCAGCCCCGAGUCGUUCAAGACGCAGCGCAAGCCUCAGCCUCAGGGUCAUGUCGUUGCAUGCCGUAUCACCGCCGAGAACCCUGACACGGGUUUCAAGCCUGGCAUGGGUGCCCUAACCGAGCUCAACUUCCGCUCCAGCACUUCUACCUGGGGUUACUUCUCAGUUGGUACCAGCGGUGCGCUUCACGAGUACGCCGACUCACAGUUCGGUCACAUCUUUGCCUACGGCGCCGACCGAUCCGAGGCGCGAAAGCAGAUGGUCAUCUCGCUCAAGGAGCUCUCGAUCCGUGGUGACUUCCGAACCACCGUCGAGUACCUCAUCAAGCUACUCGAGACCGACGCCUUCGAGUCCAACAAAAUCACCACCGGCUGGCUUGAUGGUCUCAUCCAGGAUCGCCUCACCGCUGAGCGACCUCCUGCAGAUCUCGCUGUCAUCUGCGGUGCUGCUGUCAAGGCCCACCUGCUGGCCCGCGAGUGCGAGGAUGAGUACAAGCGCAUCUUGAACAAGGGUCAGGUGCCUCCUCGCGACACCAUCAAGACCGUCUUCUCGAUCGACUUUAUCUACGAGAACGUCAAGUACAACUUCACCGCCACCCGCAGCUCCGUUUCUGGUUGGGUGCUCUACCUCAACGGUGGACGCACGCUGGUUCAGCUGCGCCCGCUCACCGAUGGCGGUCUGCUCAUCGGUCUUUCCGGCAAAUCGCACCCCGUCUACUGGCGUGAGGAGGUCGGCAUGACCCGCCUCAUGGUCGACUCCAAGACAUGCCUGAUCGAGCAGGAGAACGACCCUACUCAGAUCCGCUCGCCCUCGCCCGGUAAGCUCGUUCGAUUCCUCGUUGAAUCGGGUGACCACGUCAAGGCUGGACAGGCUAUCGCCGAGAUUGAGGUCAUGAAGAUGUAUCUACCCCUCGUCGCUGCCGAAGACGGUGUCGUCUCGUUCGUCAAGACCGCUGGUGUCGCUCUCAGCCCCGGUGACAUCAUCGGUAUCCUCUCGCUCGACGACCCGAGCCGCGUGCAGCAUGCCAAGCCGUUCGCAGGUCAGCUGCCCGACUUCGGUCUGCCCAUCAUCGUCGGCAACAAGCCUCACCAACGCUACACCGCCCUCGUCGAGGUGCUCAACGACAUCCUCGACGGUUACGACCAGAGCUUCCGAAUGCAGGCUGUCAUCAAGGAGCUCAUUGAGACGCUGCGUAACCCCGAGCUGCCCUACGGUCAGGCUUCCCAGAUCCUGUCCAGCUUGGGCGGCCGUAUCCCCGCCAGGCUCGAGGAUGUGGUCCGCAACACGAUCGAGAUGGGCCACUCCAAAAAGCUUGAAUUCCCCGCCGCUCGUCUUCGCAAGCUCACCGAGAACUUCCUGCGCGACAGCGUCGACGCUGCCAUCCGCGGCCAGGUGCAGACUACCAUUGCUCCCCUCUACCAGCUCUUCGAGGCCUACGCCGGUGGUCUCAAGGCGCAUGAGGGCAACGUCCUCGCCUCGUUCCUGUACAAGUACUACGACAUCGAGUCCAAGUUCACUGGUGAGGCUGACGUCGUUCUCGAGCUCCGUCUCCAGGCCGACGGAGACCUCGACAAGGUGGUUGCCCUGCAGACUUCGCGCAACGGCAUCAACCGCAAGAACGCUCUGCUGCUCACUCUCCUUGACAAGCACAUCAAGGGCACCUCGCUCGUCUCGCGUACCAACGGCGCCUUCAUGAUCGAGGCUCUGCGCAAGCUCGCCUCGCUGCAGGGCAAGUCGACGGCUCCUGUCGCGCUCAAGGCUCGUGAGGUCUCACUCGACGCCGACAUGCCCAGCCUUGCCGAUCGCUCUGCUCAGAUGCAGGCGAUUCUUCGUGGCUCCGUCACCUCAUCCAAGUACGGUGGUGACGACGAGUAUCACGCUCCGUCGCUCGAGGUGCUGCGCGAGCUCAGCGAUUCGCAGUACAGUGUCUACGAUGUGCUGCACAGCUUCUUCGGUCACCGUGAGCACCAUGUCGCCUUUGCUGCGCUCUGCACCUACGUUGUGCGGGCUUACCGUGCCUACGAGAUCGUCGACUUUGAGUACGCCGUCGAGGACUUUGACGUCGAGGAGCGUGCCGUGCUCACCUGGCAGUUUCAGCUGCCUCGCAGCGCUUCUUCGCUCAAGGAGCGCGAGCGUCAGGUGUCGAUUAGUGAUCUCAACAUGAUGGAGAACACCAAGAAGGCUCGCGCUGUUCCCGAGCCCCGCACCGGUGCCAUGACCAGCUGCGCUGACGUUACCGACAUCCCCGACCUGCUCCCCAAGGUGCUCAAGUUCUUCAAGUCGUCGUCCGGUGGAGCACCCAUCAACGUUCUCAACGUCGCCGUCGUCGAUCAGACCGACUUCGUCGAUGCCGAGGUGCGAAGCAAGCUUGCCGAGUACACCAACGCCUGCAGCAAGGAGUUCGCCGCUGCCCGCAUCCGCCGCGUCACCUACCUUCUCUGCCAGCCCGGCAUGUACCCCUUCUUCGCCACCUUCCGACCCAGCGAGCACGGAAUCUGGGUCGAGGAGAAGGCAAUCCGUAACAUCGAGCCCGCGCUUGCCUACCAGCUGGAGCUCGACAGGGUCAGCAAGAACUUUGAGCUUACCCCCGUGCCGGUCUCGUCGUCCACGAUCCACCUCUACUUUGCCCGUGGUAUCCAGAACUCUGCCGACACGCGAUUCUUUGUACGAUCGCUCGUGCGUCCCGGCCGCGUCCAGGGCGACAUGGCUGCCUAUCUCGUCUCAGAGUCGGACCGCAUCGUCAACGAUAUUCUCAACGUCAUCGAGGUGGCUCUCGGUCAGCCCGAGUACCGCACAGCCGACGCUUCGCACAUCUUCAUGUCGUUCAUCUACCAGCUCGACGUCAGCCUUGAGGAUGUCCAGAAGGCCAUCGCAGGCUUCCUCGAGCGACACGGCACGCGCUUCUUCCGUCUGCGCAUCACCGGUGCCGAGAUCCGGAUGAUUCUCCACGGUCCCAACGGCGAGCCUCGCCCUAUCAGAGCCUUUGUGACCAACGAGACGGGUCUCGUGGUCCGAUACGAGACCUACGAGGAGAUCGUUGCCGACGACGGGUCUGCUGUCCUGCGCGGUAUCGAGCCCACCGGCAAGGAAGCUACACUCAACGCUCAGAGCGCCCACUUUCCCUACACCACCAAGGUGGCACUGCAGUCGCGACGUUCGCGCGCCCACGCUCUGCAGACCACGUUCGUCUACGACUUUAUCGAUGUGCUCGGCCAGGCCGUCCGUGCGUCGUGGAGGAAGGUGGCUGCCAGCAAGAUCCCUGGCGAGGUGAUCAAGUCGGCUGUCGAGCUCGUCUUCGAUGAGCAGGAGAACCUGCGCGAGCUUAAGCGUGCUCCCGGUAUGAACACCAUCGGCAUGGUCGCUUGGCUCGUCGAGGUGCUCACUCCCGAGUACCCCACGGGACGUAAGCUUGUUGUCAUCGGCAACGACGUUACCAUCCAGGCCGGCUCCUUCGGUCCCAUCGAAGACCGCUUCUUCGCUGCUGCCUCCAAGCUCGCCAGGGAGCUCGGUGUGCCGCGUCUCUACAUCUCGGCCAACUCGGGUGCUCGUAUUGGCUUGGCCACUGAGGCCCUCGACCUGUUCAAAGUCAAGUUUGUCGGCGAUGACCCUGCCAAGGGCUUCGAGUACAUCUACCUCGACGAUGAGUCGCUGCAGGCUGUUCAGGCCAAGGCGGCGAAUAGCGUCAUGACCAAGCCUGUCCAGGCCGCUGACGGCAGCGUCCACAACGUCAUCACCGACCUCAUCGGCAAGCCUCAGGCAGGUCUCGGUGUCGAGUGUCUCUCGGGCAGCGGUCUCAUCGCCGGUGAGACGAGCCGGGCCAAGGACCAGAUCUUCACCGCCACCAUCGUCACGGGACGCAGUGUCGGUAUCGGUGCCUACCUUGCUCGUCUCGGCGAGCGUGUGAUCCAGGUCGAAGGCUCGCCUUUGAUCCUGACGGGUUACCAGGCGCUCAACAAGCUGCUCGGCCGUGAGGUCUACACCUCGAACCUGCAGCUCGGUGGUCCUCAGAUCAUGUACAAAAACGGUGUUUCGCACCUCACUGCCCAGGACGACUUGGAUGCUGUCAGGGCCUUUGUCAACUGGAUGGCGUACGUGCCUGCUCAGCGCGGUGGACCGCUUCCCAUCAUGCCGACCACCGACAGCUGGGACCGAGCCGUCACCUACCAGCCUCCUCGCGGGCCUUACGACCCCCGCUGGCUUAUCAACGGCAAGCGGGAGGACGACGGUACCAAGCUCACUGGUCUCUUCGACGAGGGUUCGUUCGUCGAGACCCUGGGCGGCUGGGCCACCUCGGUCGUCACUGGUCGUGCUCGCCUGGGUGGUAUCCCCGUCGGUGUCAUUGCGGUGGAGACGCGAACGCUUGAGCGUGUUGUCCCCGCCGACCCUGCCAACCCGAACUCGACCGAGCAGCGCAUCAUGGAAGCCGGUCAGGUGUGGUACCCCAACUCAGCGUACAAGACCGCCCAGGCCAUCUGGGACUUCGAUAAGGAGGGUCUUCCGCUCGUCAUCCUUGCCAACUGGCGUGGAUUCUCCGGUGGUCAGCAGGACAUGUACGACGAGAUCCUCAAGCAAGGUUCCAAGAUCGUCGACGGUCUGUCGUCGUACAAGCAGCCCGUGUUUGUGCACAUUCCACCCAUGGGUGAGCUGCGCGGUGGUUCGUGGGUCGUUGUCGACUCUGCGAUCAAUGACAACGGCAUGAUCGAGAUGUCGGCCGAUGUCAACAGCGCACGUGGUGGUGUGCUCGAGGCGUCGGGUCUCGUCGAGAUCAAGUACCGUGCCGACAAGCAGCGCGCUACUAUGGAGCGUCUCGACAGCGUCUACGCCAAGCUCAGCAAGGAGGCUGCCGAGGCGACCGACUUCACGGCUCAAACCACAGCGCGCAAGGCGAUGGCAGACCGCGAGAAGCAGCUUGCGCCUAUCUUCACUGCCAUUGCUACCGAGUACGCGGACGCACACGACCGAGCGGGACGCAUGCUUGCUACGGGUGUGCUGCGAUCUGCGCUUCCGUGGGAGAAUGCGCGUCGAUACUUCUACUGGCGUCUCAGGAGGAGGCUUACCGAGGUGGCUGCUGAACGCACGCUUGCCGAGGCCAACCCGCUGCUCAAGCACGUCGAGCGCGAGGCUCUGCUGCGACAGUUCGUCGGCGCAGCGGCUUCGGACGAGGACAAGGCGGUGGCUGAGCACAUGGAAGCAUCGGCGGCUCAGUUGCUGACGGCGUCGAAACAGCUCAAGGCGCAAUACAUCCUUGCGCAGAUCUCGACAUUGGACCCUGAACUGCGGGCUCAGCUGGCUGCUUCGCUCAAGUAA
Sporisorium graminicola is the source of this 6552-nucleotide messenger RNA. RefSeq lists its product as uncharacterized. Lineage: Eukaryota; Fungi; Basidiomycota; Ustilaginomycetes; Ustilaginales; Ustilaginaceae. Gene Ontology annotation, molecular function: metal ion binding; acetyl-CoA carboxylase activity; ATP binding. The record is from RefSeq and is a predicted model, not a curated record. The transcript is spliced from 2 exons. Gene Ontology annotation, biological process: fatty acid biosynthetic process. Bases 1 to 6552 code for a protein of 2183 amino acids.